Mytilus trossulus (common blue mussel) is the source of this 10619-nucleotide messenger RNA. Its product is annotated as inactive phospholipase C-like protein 2. The record is from RefSeq and is a predicted model, not a curated record. Gene Ontology annotation, molecular function: phosphatidylinositol-4,5-bisphosphate phospholipase C activity. The coding region runs from base 246 to 3428 and encodes 1060 amino acids. Gene Ontology annotation, biological process: lipid metabolic process; release of sequestered calcium ion into cytosol; phosphatidylinositol-mediated signaling. Lineage: Eukaryota; Metazoa; Mollusca; Bivalvia; Mytilida; Mytilidae. The transcript is spliced from 27 exons.
CGAUUUUGUAUUUUAAACUACACAAGCAAUCCGAUCCGAUGUUGCAAAUUACUUUGAUUUGAGUGCUAAUACACUCUGUUUACAACCAAAAUGCAACCAAAAACAAACAAAAAAUGUCAAUGCAUUGCAAAAUAAUGAUGAAUAAGGAUGUAAGAAUACAUGCAAAUAUGUAAUUUGGUGAUAAAAGGGAUAAAAUUUGGAAUUAUCAGUCCAUUCUAAAAUCCCAAAAGCAGGAAAUGUGAAACAUGGCGGAGGAAACAGAAACCGAUGAUGUGAUAGAAAAAUGUUCGGAUGUUUUCACUAACGGUGAAUCUGAAAAUUUGGAUGGUACAGGUGACGACAGCAAUUCUUUAGAAAAUGAAGAAAAUUCUAUAUCGGAUAAAAUCAUGCCAAGAAAAAGCAGUUUUAUGAACAAGACCGGGAGUAGAAAACCUCCUAGGAAAAAAACAGUAUCUUUUAGUAGCAUGCCAACUGAAAGAAAAAUAGCUACAGCUCAAGAUUGUCUUUCAUACAUGCAAAAUGGAAGUGAAUUGAUUAAAGUCCGUUCUAAUAGUCGUCAAUAUCAUCGGAUAUUUACGCUUAAUCCAGACAUGACAGAAAUCCGAUGGCAACCUACAUCUAAAAAACCACACAAGGCUAGAAUUUCUGUAGCAAGUAUCAAAGAGGUACGAGGAGGGAAAACCACCGAAGCCUUAAAAAACAAAGAAAUAGCUGGGAUUUACCAGGACGAGUGUGCCUUCUCUAUUAUAUUUGGAGAUGACUUUGAUUCCAUGGAUUUAAUUGCCAAUACUCCUGACGAGGCCAAUAUCUGGUUGACAGGAUUAACUUGUCUCAUCAACACCAACACAAAAACACGCACUUCGCCUGAAGCCAUAGAAGAAAUGCAGCAGAUGAGAGACAGUUGGUUACAAGAAAUGUUUGAUGCUGAGGCUGACCAAUCAACGGCUUUGUUAGACGAGUCAGGAGUUGUCCGUCUCAUGCAGAAACUUAACAGCAAUAUCGCACCAACCAGAGUUCAACAAAAGGUCAAGGAAAUAGAGUUAAAACGUCAAGAUCCCAGUAUUAAAGGACAAUUGAACACCGAAGAAUUCAUCACAUUAUUUAAGGAAGUGUCGACCAGACCUGAGAUAUACUUCCUUUUAGUUCGAUAUGCAAGCAAUGCUGACUACCUCACCACCGAUGAUCUGUUGCUAUUUUUAGAAGCAGAACAAGGGAUGACAAGAGUAACAAAGGAGAAAUGUUUAGAAAUUAUAAAUGAAUACGAACCAUCUAAAGACGGCAAGAAAAAGGGCCAGUUAGGAAUUGAUGGUUUUACUCAGUUUUUAUUAUCAGAUGAAUGUAACCUGUUUGAACCAGAACACAGAGAUGUGUGUCAAGAUAUGUCCCAACCCCUAUGUCAUUACUUUAUCUCAAGUUCCCAUAACACAUAUUUAAUGAAAGACCAGUUACAAGGUCCAUCUAGUACAGAGGCUUAUAUUAAUGCAUUAGACAAAGGAUGUCGCUGUCUGGAAUUGGACUGUUGGGACGGUCCUAAUGAUGAACCAAUGAUCUAUCAUGGACACACCUUUACCUCAAAGAUAACCUUCAAAUCUGUCAUACAAACCAUCAACGAAUAUGCUUUUAAUUUUUCCAAGUUUCCCGUAAUUUUAUCUAUUGAAAACCACUGUAGUAUCAAGCAACAGAAAACAAUGGCCCACUAUAUGACAACGAUAUUUGGAGAUAAACUAUAUUGUGAUAUAGUAGAUGAAAAUGCUGCUUGUUUGCCUCCAUUGGAGUCGUUAGUUGACAAAGUUCUCAUCAAGGGUAAAAAGUUAGAUUUACACACAGAUUCAGACGAAGGGAUGGUGACUGAUGAAGAUGAAGGGGCAGAGUCAGAGAAAAAGAAAAACAACAAAUCCAGGGAAGGAUCAAUAAAGAAACACAAAUUAGCAAAAGAAUUAUCAGACCUAGUAAAUUACUGUGUGUCAAAACGCUUUAAAGACUUCCAAAUGUCUCAACAUAGUCAGAAGUAUUGGGAGAUGUGUUCAUUCAGUGAGAAUACAGCUUUAAAGUUAGCCAUGGCUUGUCCAGAGGAGUUUGUUAACCAUAAUAAACGAUUUCUAUCUCGUAUUUAUCCUAAUGGAAUGAGGGUGGAUUCUAGUAAUUAUAAUCCACAAGAUCUGUGGAACUGUGGCUGUCAGAUGGUGGCCUUGAACUACCAGACAGCUGGUCUUAUGAUGGAUUUGUAUAAUGGCUUCUUCCUAAAGAAUGGUGCGUGUGGUUUUGUAUUAAAGCCAGCCAUAAUGAGAGAAGAAAUUGCUUAUUUUAGUGCCAAUACUAAAGACGUGAUACCAGGUGUAUCACCACAGAUACUUCAUAUAAAGGUGAUAAGUGGUCAGCAUUUUCCUAAACCUAAAGGAUCAGGCUCUAGAGGGGAUGUGACAGACCCGUAUGUUACCGUAGAAAUAUUUGGUAUCCCUGCCGACUGUGCCGAGGAAAGAACAAAAACGGUUCCACAUAAUGGUAUCAACCCUAUUUUUGACGAGAGUUUUGAGUUCCAGAUAAACUUACCAGAAUUAGCAUUAGUACGUUUUGCAGUACUAGAUGAUGACUAUAUCGGUGAUGAGUUCAUAGGUCAAUAUACAAUACCAUUUGAAUGUAUGCAAACUGGGUAUAGACACAUAACUAUGCUGUCAGCCAGUGGUGAUCCUAUAGAAAAUUGUUCUUUAUUUGUACAUGUGGCCAUUACAAAUAAAAGAGGGGGAGGGAAAACUCACAGAAGAGGAAUGUCAGUGAAGAAAACAAAGAGAAAGAAAGAUUACACAAGUAUGAAGUCUGUUGGUGUUAAAAGUGUGGAUGAAACUUUUAAGGUAGCAAUACAGCCUUUGAGGGAUGGUACAGAUUUAAGGGACUCUGUUCAGCUGGCUUUGGCAGAGUUUAAAGAAAUCUGUGGGUUGUCCCCCAUAGCUAAUAUAAAACAGUGUAUCCGUCUCCUAGCAACCAGAGUAUCUAACUCAUCGGAGCAGGCCUCCUUAAACCUUGUUAUGAAGGGAGAUUAUCCCUACUUAGAAGCUCAAGGAAAUCUUCCAGAUAUAUUAAAGAAAGCUCUUAUACAUUUUGAUGAGCUGGUAGCGGAGUGUAAAAAUUUGAUAGACCAAGCUGAUGGAGUGUAUGAAAGGUUAAUCCAUUCUCAAAGAGCUGGAUUAGAAUGGCAUGAAGAUUUAGAAAAUGUUUGUACAAAUGCUGGACUUAAAGGAAAGAAAUUAACCAAGGCUUUGGAAAACUUUGCAUGGAAUAUCCGAGUCCUCAAGGGUCAGGCAGACCUUCUAAUGCAAGCUAAACAUGACUGUAAAGAAUAUCUAAGACAGAUUGUAGAGACAUCUGGUUCAACUGGUCUGAGGAAGGAAAGUGAGGCUGAUGAUGACGACCUAGAAAAUAGUUCACUUUGAAGAGGUCAGAAACUGACUAGAUAUAGUCCAUGGAGGUCACAUAAUGAGUAGAACAAACUAAACCAGACAAUGUCCUCAUCAACAGAGAUAAUUCUAGUGUAGAUUGGUGUUAUAGAUUUUACGUUCUAGAGAUGGACUAGGCUCUACAGUAAUGUCAGAUUCUCCAUUACACCAAUGAUGCAUCAUUUUAUAUACUGAUAAAGAAAAAGUUGGUGUUUAAUCAGUACAUGUUCAAAUAAUUAGCUUUUGUAACUAAUUCUCAAACAAAUAAUUAUGGUAUACAUUAUACAUUGUACAAAUAGUCUUUAUUAUAGAGCCUUUGAAAUGAAGUAAUAUUACAAUAAGAGUUGCUUCCCCUUAUUGAUCUGUUUGUUAUAGAUUGACAUUUAUAAUUCAUUAUAAUUGACAAUAUCCAUAUUUUGCUUGUGUACAAAUAUAGAUAAACAGUGCUGUAUCCAAAGGGAGAUAAUUUCAAAAUAAUGACAAAAACAAGAAAAGAAAGAUGACAAAGGUCAAAAACUGGGUUGCUCAAAAUGUUGCCUGUCUGUUCAUUUAUAGCUUGUUAUAUUUAUUUUGUUUAUGUUUGUAUAAUUAUUAUUUUAAUAAUCAAUUUUGUUCAGGGUAGACAUAAUAUAAGUGUUUAAAUAGAUAGAGUUUAUACAGUGAAUAAUGGCAGUGAUUAGUUCUGUCUCAGGUCUUUUUCUUCUCUUUGUGGGUUUUCCUGGUCAAAUAGUAAACUGUGUCCCAUAUACAAUUUAUGUUGUUCUUUCCAUGCUGGUCUGUUGUCAAAUUUAAAAUUUUGUUUCCAUACAUGUUUAACCCUUUCCUCCAUAAUGACGCCUUUUGACGCCACCCCCCUUACUCCAUAAUGACGCCUUUUGACGCCUGUGUAGUACCUUAGUUGAAACACUUUGACUACAAAGUGUCUGCAGUAGACUAAAUGAAAUUUGUAUCCAAUAUGAAAAGGAAUAUCAUAGGAAUAUCCAACUUAGAUUUAUUUGAUGAAAUAGUUGUUUUUCACAAUGCAUUAAUACUUGAAAGCAUAUGUUCAGCAUUUUAUUAAAAAAAUCCUAUGCGAAUAAAGUAUGCAAAAAAAAAAUAUUUCUAUGGAGGAAAGGGUUAAUCCUCUAUGUUCUCUCGGGAAUUUGAUCAAACUUCAUAAUGAGACAUUUUUUGUUUGUUUUCUAUGUAUAAGUUCAGGGGCAAAUUUAAAACAUUGUUUCAAUACAUGUUUAAUCCUCUAUGUUCUUUCUGGGUAUUUCAUCAAAGAUGUACCUAGAAAAUAUGUAUUUUUCUUCUCCGUAGAAAUUCAGGGUCAAAUUUCAAACGUUUCAAUAUGUUCUCUUCACAAUAUUUCAAUAAACUUUAUCUCAGAGUCUUGUUUGUCUUCUCCUUGAUGUAUCAGUUCAAAGCAAACAAGCUUAUUUUGAUUCACUUCAUACAUUUGAAAUAUGUGUUUACACUCAAAUUAUAAUUAGGCUUACUAAUUUGUUUUAAAUGCAUAUGGCACAAUUAAGUAGAGUUAUUUGGAAUCUGACAAUAAUAUUUGACUUUGCAACAUUUAUGGUAAAAAAUAGAUUGCAAAUACAUAUGGUUAGAAAAUGAAAAUUCUUCAUAGCUUUCAUCAAUCUUGACCAUUUAAUACAAUGUGCAUCAACAGAAACUCAGUCUGUCCUUCCUUUAAGAGUUAUCUCCCUUAGCCAAAAAUUCAAAAAAUUGAAAGAAAGUUGAUGAUUUUUAAUGAUUUUUUUUCAGAAAAAUUGUUUAAUGAAUUGUAUUUUUUCCCCCAUUAAUUGAUAGAUUUAUGUUUGAGAUAUGUUCUACCCUAUUUAAUGUGUUGAGAUAAACAGUAACUAGUAUGUAAAUGUAUCUCAUCAACAUUUGUGUAAUCGUGUAUACAAGUUGUUAGUGUGUAAUCAAUCAUUAGUGCUAUAUCUAUAUGUCAUAAUUUGUAUAUUUAUAUAAAGCUAGUUUUAGUAAAGCUUUGUUGAAAAUGUGUAUGAAUUAGUAUCCAUAGAUGUACAAUAGGCUUCUAUUCUUAGUUAUGAUUGCAUGAAAUAUUUUCCACUGGAUGUUAAGCAACUAACAAUCAACCAAUAUUAGUUAUAAGGUUCACUAUUAUAUAAAAGUAAUUAUAAGAUAAACAAUCUCUGACACUUGCUAACUUUGUUGUUUUUAUCAAAGAUUCAAAUAACAAUAAGAUAAAAUGCAAAAUAAAAGUUUUCAAAUAAGCAAAUCUUAUACUUCUUGUUUAUUCAAUUUCUAUUUUAGUAUCAUGGGGGGUAACUUUCAAUUAGUUUGUAUCAAACCGCAUUCUUUCUCUACACAAUUGUGAGAGAAAAAAUGAAUGGGACAAAAUAAUCAGUAUUCAAGGUUGCAUACAAAUCAUGGCUUUCCCUGUUUAUUUUUAAAAGUCAACUCCCAUGAACAUGUUAAUGUUAUUAUAAUCUCUGUAACAUAUAGGGGUCAAUAUAUAGUCAAUAGUUACACUUCUGACACUGUCUUUUAAUCUAGUCUUAUGUGAAUUAUAGAAUCUCAGAUAAAUAAUAGUUUGAAUAUUUAUUUGUAAAAGGUCCAUUGUACUUAAUUUUGUUUUUGUUUUAUUUUCUAUUUAUCUAUGUGAAAAUCAGAGCAUUAAGCUCCUCCCCUUAGUCAUCCAUCAACGACUGUAAGAUGAUAACAUUCUAUCCUUUAGUCACCCCUUAGUAUAAUUGUUAGAUUAUCCAGGCUUUAGCUCAGUUUUGUUAAACUUUCUUAUAGAUAUAACAGCUUAUGUGUAGGAGACACUCCCCUUUUCUAUUUCCGCAUGUUAGGUAUUUGACCAAUAGAUUUGUUUCUAACAGCAGUAAAGUACAUGACCAAGUAGUUUACCACAUGGCAUUUAUACAUAUAUUUGAAAUAAUGGCUUAGGAAAUAGUUAAACUUUUUUUAUUUUGCUGAUGCUACAUUAAUUUAUUGUAUAAUUUAAGUUUUUGCUGAGAUUAUCUGUAUAGUGUGUUUUUUUUUAUGUUUUAAGCUUGAUGCAGGUAUAAUUAUCUAGACUUAUUUUAUUUUAACCUGUAUAUAUAUAUAUAUAUUAUGCCAGAUGACAAAUUUUGCCAAACUUUUUGUCUUUCAUUUUAUUAAACAUGCUUAUUUUUAAAUAGCUGAAUACAAUUUUAUUUUAUAACCCUUAUUGAUUAUAUUUUAUUUGUAUAAAGUACAGUCUGGUGCAGUUGUAACCCCCACCUGUGUUCUAUUUAAUGCACUUUAUCAACUUUUGUUUGGAUUCAUUUAUUUUCUGAUCAGUCUUGAUGUUCCCUAUGUCAUUCUUACUUAUCAUACAGUUAGACAUGUUCACUUCUAGUGUAAUGUUACAGUUAAAAUUGUGCACUUUAUAUGUUUAAUGUUGCAGUUACACAUGUGUACUUAGGUGUUGUGUUACAGUUUUACAUGUACACUAAAGUGUAAUGUAAUGGUUAAACAUGUGUACUUAUCUGUAAGGUUACAUUUAGAUAUAUGUAUUUAUCUGUAAGGCCGUAGUUACACAUACACACCUAGGUUUAAGGAUACAGCUUCACAUGAACACUUAAAAGUUAUGUAACAGUUGCACAUGUACACUACACAUAUGUGUAUGGUUGCAUGUACACUGAUACCUAAUGUACCAGUUGCUCAUCUACACUUAAGGGUAAAGUUACAGCUACUCUUAACGACUUAGGUGUUAGGUUACAAUUUCACAUAUACACUUAGAAAGCCAAAGUUUCACAUGUACACUUACAUGUUCAGUUACAGUAACAGCCUUAUGUAUUUGUAAAAUAACUUAUCUAUCUAGUCAUUCUAAUAUUUUGUUAUUAUAUUUAAUAUUGAUAAAUAUGAGGUAAUGCAAUAGCAAACAUUACCUUUACUUUCUGUUUUUGUUAUCUUCCUUAAGGAGAGUUAUUUCAGACAUGAGAACAAUGUCUAAUUUUUGGGUUGAUAUAUGAAGAAAUCUUUUUUAAGGAUUAACUACUAGAAAUUAAGAAAAAAGAAAUUUGUUUUAAUAUUUCUUUUUUCAAUCAUUAAUAAAUGUGAAUAAGUGAAAUGAUUCUUUGCUUUUAGGAGCCAAUUUGAUUUAAUUUCGUCAAAAUAAGCUAUGAAACAUUGUUGAUGAAUUAUUCUCUUGCAAGUGAAUAAUUCAAUCUCAUUGAAUCAGUAUUCAUUUGACUUUCAAUUUAACCCCUGAGCUAGAUUUGGGUUAGACCUGAUUUAGGUGUGUUCAAAGUGAAACAAGGGUAAACCAUUUUAUUGACUUAUUCAAACCAUAAAAACUUAGUACUAUACAGGUUAAAACUCUAAUUAACAUAUGUUUUAAGCCAGCAAUAUGAAAUCAAAUGGACCUAGAAAGAUCCAAUUGCAGAAGUUUGUUAUCUAUGGUUCAUAUGACUACUGUCAGUCUUUGGAGAUCACCUUUAUGGUUGAUUAGAACAUUUUUUGACUAAAAUUAACAUGAAAUGCUGAUGCUUAUUAUAUGUUUUAGUAUGUUUUCAAUCAAAAGUGAGAAUUUGAGUUAAAGGGUGAACAUGAAUUUGACAGCUUAUGCCCCUGUAAAUAACAUGAAUAUUUAUAAAAUAAAUAAAUUAAAAAAAAAAAAAAUAGAUUAAAUUGAAUAAUGAUAAGAAAUGCAUUUUCUCAAAACAAUCUGUGUUCAUUUAAGUAUAACCUGUCUCUUUAUUUCUUUACCUCAUUAUUUUUCUUUAAAUUAUUUAAAAAAAAAUUAGCAUAUAGUAAUUUAAACAAUUUUUUCUGAUUUAUUGAGCUGUUUUCAUCACAUGGAAUCUCUCAGUUGUUUGGAAAAUACAUGUCCCUUAGUCACUCUCCUAGUGACUUAGAAAUCAGACUUUAUUUAGACAGUCUUCAACAGUCUAGCUGAAAUCAAAGAUGGCCACCAUUAUUUUUUUAAUUUUGUGUAUAAUAGAAACUAGUUGAAAAACUCAAUUAAGGAAACAAAAAUAAGUUAUAAACAAUUUUACUUGCUCAAUAUUCAAAACAAAAUGGCUACUUAUAUCUGAUAUUUCUCCAUAUGAAAUAUAAAUUCAUAGUACAUUCAUCAUUUGUUGUUUUUUUUCUCUCUAAAAUUCAUGAUUUUGCUUAGUAAAUUAUGUAGCCAGACUGUAACUAUGGUAACAACAUCAGGUUCUGUGCAAUCUUCUGAAUUUUAAUGAAAUCCAGAUAGAGUACCUCAGAAAUCAUACUGAAAUGGACAAUUGUUUGAUAAAUAAAUAUAUUUAUAUAUAUAUAAUGAUGUAUUUUGUAUUAUUCAGCAAUUAUUUUACAGGAUUUAAGGAUGGUUAGGCUAACUCUGAAUUAGGUUUGUAAAGUGCAGUUUCAUCACAGAUUCUAAAGAUUUUAUGUGAAACAGAAUUUUAAAACUAUUCUGUGUAACUUAGAAGUUUUAGAAAAUAUGAAUGAAAAUGGUUCAUUUAAACACAGCAAUGAAUUUAAGAGUUAGGUUCCUUUACUACCUCCCUAUCAUUUUAAUGUAAGCUUAAACAUAUUGCCUGCAUAGUAAAACCAGUCCAGUAGUAUAGAUGAUAUGUUAGUAUACUAAAAGAAUGUCAGGUUAAAUACAUUUGUUUUGUAUUUGAUAGUAAGUCUUGUUAAGCAUGACUGGUACCUACGUUAAUACGUUUGUUUUGUAUUUAAUAGUAUGCCUUGUUAAGGAUGACUGGUACCCUAAUCAUUUUAUUUUCUUCAUGCUAACUUAUAUGUUGAGUAUAUUACUUCAUAAGUUCAUUAUAAAAUGUAUCUCUAUUAGAAUCUCAGGAUUAGUUCCUUAAUUUGGUUAUUAUUUUAACAUGUCAGUAAAAAAUAAAAGUCCAUAAUAGACACCAAGUAUAAGUCUACACAUCAAUAGCUCAAGAACUCAUGUUCAUUUUUAAAUGUUAGGACAUUCAUGUUUUGUUAUCUUAGUUUUAGUUUGAAAAGUAAUUAUUUCAAGAAUUCUUUAUACCUCUUACACACGCUUUGAUUUCCUACUCUAUUGUCUCAUGAUUAAUAUUUUCGUUGUCUCCUUUUUCUGAUAGGUACUAUCAUAUCUUAUUUGUCUCCCUUUGCUGACAGGUAAUUUUAAAUCCAAGUUCUCUCCCUUAUCUAAUAACUUCUAUCACAUCUUGUUAGUCUCCCUUUUGCUGAUAGGUAAUUUCUAUCCAAGUUGUCUCCCUUAUCUAAUGAUUUCUAUCAUAUCUUAUUUGUCUCCCUUUGCUGAUAGGUAAUUUUUUAAUCCAAGUUGUCUCUCUUAUCUAAUAAGUUCUAUCAUAUCUUAUUUGUCUCCCUUAUCUAAUAAGUUCUGUCAUAUCUUAUUUGUCUCCCUUUGCUAGAAUGAAACUUUAAAUCUUUAUUGUCUCCCUUAUCUGAUAAGUUUUCACACAUUUUAGUUGUCUCCCUUUUCUUAUUUCUGAUAGGCUUUUUUGGUAAUUUAGUUGUUUUUCAUGUCAUAAUGGUAAUUUCAUACCUUUGUAGUCAAAAUAUAUGUAAAUUAUUUUACAUUUGAUUUGUUAAAAUAUUCAUGAAAGCUGCCUUUAUAUUUUAUGAUACUCAAAACUUAUCCAUUUCAUAAUUCCCUGUUUGAGAAUUUCUAAUGAAUCAGAGAGCUGUAUACAGUAAAAAAGAUACAAAAUUGGUAUCUUGAAUAAUAUUAUUUAUCUAAAAGUUUAACUGAAAGAAAACUUGCAAAAGACUACUUAAAAAAAAAGAAAAGGGCAUAUAAUUAAAUGUAAACAUGAGGUUUUUUACUAACUUUAUAUUUAAUGAUACUAAAAACUCAUCCGUUUCUAUUAAUCAGAGAGCGACAUAAAGAAAAGGAGAAACAAAAUCAGUGUCUUGAAAAAUAUCAUCUGUACAAAAGUUUAACUGAAAGUAAACAUGCAAAAACAACUUUACAACUAGCAAAGGGCAUAUAUUUAAAUGUAAACGUGAAGUAAUUUACUAAUUUUAAGUUUUUUAGAGAACUUAGAUUGUUUGUUACGUAUAUUGUUACUAAUAGAUAUAUUUGUUAUCAUUAACAUGUGUUGCUAUAGUUACAACAUUGACCUUGACGUGCUCAUUCAUAGCCUAUCAUUCUUAGUUUAAUUAUUGCUGUUUAGAAUAUUGUGUAUAUAAGAAUGACAUCUUAUGUAGUUAAUUGUGAUACAUCAUGUUAAUAUUUUGCAGGCAAUAAAAUAACACUUAAAUAUU